UGGCAAAGGAAGAUCAGCCAUAGAGCUAGCCACACCUCUCCUCGAACCCUGGCGAUGCCGUUUUCGUUUCUGCUGUCCGCGAGAAUUGAGUGACCAGCGACUCCGUCUUCCCCCCCGGCGAGUCCCAGACUUCUGGCCCACUACUGCGCCCCAGGCGACCCCAUUUCUCCCAAUCCGGCUGGGCCAUGGGGGAAGAGAGGCGCCCCUACCCACCCAUCUGUUGGAUCCGCCUGCCAGACGUCUGCCUGCAGAGGGUCUUCUGGUGGCUGGGGGACAGGGACCGAUCUCGGGCCUCUCUGGUCUGCAGGAAAUGGAACCAGAUCAUGUACUCGGCCCACCUCUGGCGCCACCGGACCAUCACCUUCAGUGGGAGGCCGUCCCGCUCCCACGCCACCGAAUUCGAGUCGGCCCUCUGGUACAUCAAGAAAUUCGGCAAGUACCUGGAGCACUUGGAGAUCAAAUUCAUGAACCCUUACAACUCCCUCCUGACCAAGAAAUUUCAGCUGACCAUGAGAGGCCUCCUCUCCUACCUGGGCAGGUGCAACAACCGCCUGAAGUCCCUCUCCAUCCAGCAUCUGGAGCUCGACCGGAUGGUCUGGAGGAGUCACAUAAGAACCUCAUUCGUCAAGAGCCUGAGUUUCUUCCUGAGGAAAAUGAGCAAGCACCUGGACUGCUUGAACCUGCGUGGGGCCAAGGUGUCCCUGGACCAGGGCUGCUCCAUCCUGGCCUCCCUGAGCCAUCUGCAGAGUGCCAGCUUCGCCUCGGUGCUCAACAUCGAGGACUACUUUAGCCACCACCUCUCGGUCUACGGCUACCCCCAGUUCAACGACAUCAUGGACACCUUCCGCCGCUUGGCCGUCCUGACGCUCAACUACAACUGUGUCUCCGACGAGCUGCUGGAGAUCCUCUGCAAGAACAACGCCAGCUCCCUGUGGACGCUGAACAUCAAGUGUCACGUGCACGACCCCCACAGCCAGGUGGUCUGGGGCUUGUCCUGGGCCAAACUGGCCCGACAAGCCACCAACCUGAAGGUCAACUUCUUCUUUGAGCGGGUCAUGAAGUACGAGCGUUUAACCCGGAUCCUGCUGCAGGAGAUUCCCAUUCGGAGCAUCAGUCUGCGCAGCUGCUACUUCAGCGACCCUGACUGGUCCAUGAGACCCACUCUCACUGAUCUCUUGCCAAACUACCGGAAGACCCUGCAGAAAUUAACUUUCGAGUUCAACAAUAACCACGAAACCCUAGAUGAGGAGCUUCUUCAACUCAUUCUGAUCUGUGAAAAGCUGUUUUACUUCAAAAUCUGGGCUUUCCUGGACGUGAAGUUCGUAGAGAGGAUUCUCGAAUAUCAAGAAAAGGGAAAAUGCCAGUUGCAAACCCUAAAGGUGCGAAUUUACACAAACAAGUAUGAGACAAAUGACGAGGACAGAAUUCUCCGAGAGACAUACAGGAAGUACAGAAGGCUUAUAGAUGCAGAGCUGAAUUAUUUUGUCAUCGCUUACCCGAUGAUGUGAUGAGCGUCAUUCGAGGAGGCAGAAACUAACUUCGCUUCGAGCCCACAGUACGAUGUCUUUCACAAAUAUUCAUCAUCUUCGCCCGUGUGACCCCUUGCAUCAUUAAAGUCCAUGGUGAAAGUCAGCAGCAAAGAUCCGACAGGUUCC
Messenger RNA from Tachyglossus aculeatus (Australian echidna), 1655 nucleotides. RefSeq names its product F-box protein 39 (gene FBXO39). Bases 186 to 1508 code for a protein of 440 amino acids. The transcript has 3 exons. The record is from RefSeq and is a predicted model, not a curated record. NCBI's taxonomy places the organism in Eukaryota, Metazoa, Chordata, Mammalia, Monotremata, Tachyglossidae. Gene Ontology annotation, molecular function: protein binding.